AUGUCAAGCCUUCCAAACGGCUUCUCUCAUAACGAAUACCCCGUCGUCGAAUCCUCGAUUGCUGUCUCUACUUCGUCCCUUGACAAUGCCACCACCGAGGCCGAGAUUCGCGAUGCGCUUGCCGCCCUCCAUGCCCGCGAGACUUCUAUAACCUCCCGACUCGAUGCUCUCGUAGCUUCCCAAGCCGACCUCUCCCGCGAUCUAGGCCGACUGGAUCUUCUACGGGCUGGACUGGGAGCGCAAGUCAUCGCCGCACGAUCGAUUGGAAAUGAUAUGCUGGCGACGGCAGCAGAUACGGCUGGCCGACUAAGCGACAGAGUCAAAGAACUGGACCUGGAGAAAAGUCGAGUCGAAGAGACACUAGGAGUAGUGGAGCAGGUUGCGGAGCUGAAGGCAUGUGUCAACGGCGUGGUCGGUUCCAUGGGCGCACCCCAGGACUGGGAGGCCGCUGCUGGAUACAUAUCAAGAGCCAGUAACGUACCAGAGGAGAUCACAAAGGGAUCAUUCGCCGUUGGCAUAGUACCCAGCGUCGAAGUACCCGACCCGCCGUGGGUGACGCUUGAGGAAGCCAAGGAGAGUCUAUGUGGCCUCUUCUUGCGAGAGUUCGAAAAGGCAGCAGAGGAAAGUGAUGGAACAAAGGUUACACGGUUCUUUAAGCUCUUUCCGCUGAUAGGAAGAGCAGACGUUGGACUGGAUGUUUAUGGACGAUACGUAUGCCAGGGAGUUGCCGGGACAGCUCGGGCGACGCUCAAGGAUGCCAUGAAUGGUCAACGCAGGGAGGGCUUCUUCUAUGCGAACGCUCUGACAAAACUGUUUGAGCAUAUCGCACAGAUUGUAGAAGGUCACGGUGGACUCGUGGAACGUCACUACGGCACCGGCAAGAUGGUCCGGGUGAUUGAACGUUUGCAGAUGGAAGCGGAUGUCCAAGGUGGCAUUAUUGUCGACACCUGGAGCGACGAGAGGGGAAUCGACAGAAAACUUACUGACGUCAGGAGUUACCCAUUCUCGUUCCUUGUCCAGAGCUUUUUGCCCCAGCCGCCCCGUGGUGGUACACCAAGAGUGAACUCACCGGCUAUUGGACAAGGCAACAACCCUCGAGAGAGUGAGGAUGAGGGCGUGAACAUGAGAGAGGUCGAUGGCCUACUCAGCGAGAUUGCCGUCAUGCUUGGGCGAUGGUCGUUGUACACUCGAUUCCUCGCCGGCAAAUGCAAGGACGCCGAGACACCAGAUGAAGCUCCUCUUGUGAUACCGGAUGUACUGGUCAAGUCUAAUCUGUACCGCAAAGUGUCUACGAAACUCACCUCUCCUUACAAUGUCAUGACCACCUUUUUCUUCCGUCGUUCGGUGGAGAAGGCUUUCCAGCUAGACGAGUACCCUACUGGUCUGUCACUGAGCUUAAGUAGACACAUUGAAGGCAACGCUCCGUAUAUCAUAUUGGCUGUCGAUGAUGUUAUGUACAUCGUGAACACCGUCAUCCAGAAGUCCAUUUCUACCUCACAACGAGAUGUUAUUGCUUCUGUAGUACCAACGAUUGGCCGAGUUCUCGGCUCCGACUUUGUUGGCAUGAUUCAACGCAAGAUGCGGGACGAAUCGUACCCCCGGCCUGUUGUUCAGGGGGGAUUCCCACCUGAAGAUCGGAUCAUCCAGUUUAUUGUUCUCAUCAACAGUCUUGACAUGGCCAACGAGUAUUUGACUCGCAUCAUCACAGGCCGCAUAGGGGAGUCGAGUGACUCGCCAAACAAUGAUGCUCAAAACGGGCCUCUGAAAGACUCGUUCCCCUUUGAGCGAGAUGUCAUAUUUGUGGCGAAUGCUUUGCAUACUCUUCAGACGUCAUUUAUCGGCAAGUCGACAGAGCUUCUCAACGAGGGCAUUCAAGUACUUUUCAAUCAAGUUGUAAAGCUUCGUCUACGGCCUGUUCUUACGGAGACAUUCCGCGAUGCGGAUUACACAUUGUCCGAAGACGACAUUGCCGAUAUUGCUCAGCAGAAUGACGAAGACGAGGAUGAACUUUUGGAACAAGUGCCUCGGCUCUUCGAGCACGGAUGGGAUCAGCUCAUGAAGCCAAUUGCACGCAUAAUGACCCCCGCAACGUAUACCACUCUACUCGACAUCACCGCACGGUACCUCUCCAAGAUUUGGGAGAAGAAGAUCAUGGGCUAUGCAGGCCGAACCAAUGCUCUCGGCGCAAUCCGUCUCGAACGUGACUUUAUUGCGUUGGUGGACAUAGUCUCCCGUGGAGAUUACGCCGUGAGAGAGGUGUUUGGCAAGGUGCUGCAGUCUCUCAUGGUUGCCAACAUGGAAGACGACGAAUGGGACGAAAUCAUGGCACAAGACGGCGAAGAUGAUGGCAUUGAAUGGGUUCUGACUGAUGAGGAGAGAAGGAGGGCGAGAACCUUGGUUAGAGGCUGA
Fusarium pseudograminearum CS3096 is the source of this 2409-nucleotide messenger RNA. RefSeq lists its product as uncharacterized. The record is from RefSeq and is a predicted model, not a curated record. Lineage: Eukaryota; Fungi; Ascomycota; Sordariomycetes; Hypocreales; Nectriaceae. The transcript has 2 exons. The coding region runs from base 1 to 2409 and encodes 802 amino acids.